UUCUCUGUCAUGAAAGUACAGUAACAGGUUUUCUUAAAAGAAGAUCACAUUUUUAAGUUUAGUGUCUUGUCUGGUUUAAAAACAUAUUUUGCAUGUAGAAACAGGAAGAAAGGCUUGCUUAGAUGGACAAACAAUUUUGACAGGUAUUCAGAGAUAUAUUCAGCAAACUAAAAGAAAUUGGACAUGGUUAAUGUGUUAAAUACACGAUACAGGGGAAAAAAAGAUUAACUGUCGUAAGUACGCAAAGAAGUCCCAACAUUAAUGUCAUUAAACGCGUCUCCUUCCAGAACGGUAGGAGGCGCUAAUGCGUUGCUGCGUUGGUAAAAGUGAGAGAAGAAGAAGACAUCAGGCAAGGCACUUCCGGAUAACUUCCUGGUUGUCAUUUUUCGAAGUCUGAAUUUAAAUUACGAAGUGCUUUUUGAAAAAAACAAUGACAGCAGUUUCACCAUUAAUCGUUUAAAGCAAACAUGAGAUUACAGAAACGGACAAUUCAGCCAACGCUUCCCAGCUUGAAAACGUCAAACUAGCUGAUUUAGCUCCAAGUGCUGCCUGCUGAUCUGGUUUGCCCUGCUUGGCUGGUGAUGGAGAAGGUAAUAACAAAGCUAACAGAAAAACGUGUCCUUUUCACGGCUUCCUUCGUUAUACGACUGGCCUUGGUCGCUUAUGGAGACUACCAGGAUCGGACUAUGGUGGUGAAGUACACUGACAUUGACUACCAUGUGUUCACAGAUGCUGCAGCAUUCAUUACUGAGGGGCAGUCCCCGUACAACAGAUCAACAUACCGCUACACGCCUCUCCUCGCCCUGCUGCUCACCCCUAACAUCUACCUCAGCAUGGUGUUUGGAAAGAUCCUCUUCAUUGUAUGCGAUGUGCUCUCAGGUCUACUCAUCUACAACAUCCUUCUUCUCAGAGGUCUUGGCACUGAGACUGCACUUCGUGUCUGUUCUCUGUGGCUUCUCAACCCACUGCCCAUUGGGGUAUCCAGCCGAGGGAAUGCAGAGUCAAUCCUAGCUGCACUGGUGCUGGGGACCUUACUCUGUAUGGAAGCACGGCAUCUGAUGUGGGGAGCCAUACUCUAUGGUCUGUCAGUCCAUAUGAAGAUCUACCCGGUUACAUAUGCUCUUCCAAUCGCUCUGUCCCUGCGCACAACAGAGACCAGAUCUGAGGGGAAAAAAGGGAUGAAGAGCUUAAUGCGGUUUAUUGGGAGCUUCCUCAACCGGGAGCUAUUUCUCUUUGCAAGUGUAGCAGCAGGAGUUUUCUGUAUGCUGACAGCACUCUUCUAUUACAUGUAUGGAUGGGAGUUCCUUCAUGAGACCUACUUGUACCAUCUGACCAGAAGGGACAUCAGACACAACUUCUCUCCAUACUUCUAUAUGCUCUACCUCACCGCAGACUGUAGUUGGAGCCUGUGGCUGGGCCUGGCAGCAUUCCUGCCACAGCUCAUCCUGCUGCUGGUCGCAUCAUGGGCCUUUCACUCGGACCUGUCUUUCUGCUGUUUCCUGCACACUGCCAUCUUUGUCUCUUUCAACAAAGUUUGCACUUCACAGUACUUCCUCUGGUACCUUUGUCUACUCCCUCUGGUCAUCCCUCACCUGAGUCUGUCAAUGAAACAGGGAGUGGGACUGCUGCUCCUUUGGUUUGCUGGACAGGGUCUGUGGUUGGGCCCAGCCUACUUCCUGGAGUUUGAAGGCUACAACACAUUCCUGUGGAUCUGGCUUGCUGGAUUGCUCUUCUUGAUCAUCAACUCCUUCAUCUUGAUUCAGAUAGUUUCCCAUUAUAAACCAACACGAACCCCACAGCGACUGAAAGUUGAAUGAGGUUCAGAUACUGAAGACAAUGUUCCACGUUGUUAUAUGUUAACAAAUAAAGUGUAUAUUUUUUGUAUUA
Molecule: messenger RNA, 1887 nt
Organism: Eleginops maclovinus (Patagonian blennie)
Lineage: Eukaryota; Metazoa; Chordata; Actinopteri; Perciformes; Eleginopidae
Gene: pigm
Product: phosphatidylinositol glycan anchor biosynthesis, class M
Exons: 8
Coding region: 582-1817 (411 amino acids)
Biological process (GO): GPI anchor biosynthetic process
Cellular component (GO): glycosylphosphatidylinositol-mannosyltransferase I complex; membrane
Molecular function (GO): alpha-1,4-mannosyltransferase activity; GPI mannosyltransferase activity
Source: RefSeq, a predicted model, not a curated record